This is a messenger RNA of Rotaria sp. Silwood1, 627 nucleotides long. NCBI's taxonomy places the organism in Eukaryota, Metazoa, Rotifera, Eurotatoria, Philodinida, Philodinidae. The record is from the annotation of a GenBank genome assembly.
AUGGCUUAUGAUAGAAAUCAACCCCACGUUUAUCAAGAAGGAGCUAAUGCAGGUUUUCAUGAAGCCAUUGGAGAUACAACUGGUAUCUUUGCAAUAUCACCGAUACAUUUAAUAACGUUGGGUUUUCUUGACGAAAAUGUUGUCAAUUCACAUUAUGAAAUUAACUAUCUUUUACGUUUAGCAUUACAAAAAGUUGCUUUUCUACCGUUUGCUCAUGUAAUGGAUAAAUAUCGAUUUGUUCUUUUUCGUGACGAAAUUGAUCAUGAAAAUGAAUUGAAUUCAAUGUGGUGGGCACUGCGAAUAAAACAUGGUGGUAUUAUGCCGCCUGUACCUCGAAACAAUAAAGAAAAUUUUGAUGCAGGCGCCAAAUAUCAUAUACCAUCGAAUGUUCCCUAUCUAAGAUAUUUUAUUGCUCAUAUCCUUGAAUUUCAAUUGUAUCGUAGUAUGUGUCAACUGCAAGGUGUUACAGAACGAUUUCAUCUGUGUGAUAUAUAUGGAAAUAAAUAUGUUGAGGAAAAAUUUAAAGAUAUGCUAGAUAUGGGAAAUUCAAAGCCAUGGCCAGAAGUUUUACAAAGCUUAAAUGGGGAGACCAAAUUGGAUUCGGGAGCAAUAUUAGAUUUUUUUUAA